Messenger RNA from Cyclocybe aegerita, 1257 nucleotides. NCBI's taxonomy places the organism in Eukaryota, Fungi, Basidiomycota, Agaricomycetes, Agaricales, Hemipholiotaceae. The record is from the annotation of a GenBank genome assembly.
AUGUUCUCUAUUUUCAAGGACGGUCCAGAGUACCUAAAGCGUACUCAGACGCCGUUCAAGCCAACGACGGCAACCCUUUCGGAAAUUCAUUCGAUCGUACCAAAGCACCUGCACGAGAGGAGCACGCUCAAGGCACUCCCAUAUGUUUUUCGCGAUGUCUUCUGCGCAUUCGUCGUGUAUAAACUGGGAGCGUUGAUCGACCCCUUCACCCGGUCUCUAGUCCAGAACUAUGGUCUUCCGCCGAUCGUUGGAACGGUAGCCAAAUGGCCUCUUUGGGCCUUGUACUGGCACUGGCAAGGAGUCAUCCUCGCCGGGUGGUGGUGCAUGGCUCAUGAGGCUGGCCAUGGAAGUCUGUCGCCAUACGGUUGGGUCAAUCACUUGAUUGGGUUUUCCUUGCAUACGUCUAUCCUAGUGCCCUAUUAUGCCUGGAGGUCGACACACCAUGCGCACCACAAAGCAACCAUGUCAAUCGAGCGCGACGAGAACUUUGUCCCGCGCACCCGCUCCGACUACGGCCUGCCCGCCGAAUCCGUAGCCCACAUCGCCGACUACCACGAAAUAUUCGAGGAGACGCCUAUCUACACUCUCGGACGUAUGAUAUUCAUGCAGCUGCUAGGAUGGCAAUACUACCUGUUGACUAACGCCAUGGGGUCGCCGAUGUAUCCCCCCGGUACAAAUCACUUCCAACCAUCGUCGCCAUUAUUCAAGCCCCAUGAGCGAAACGGGAUUAUCGCGUCGAACAUUGGACUGACUGUGAUGUCUUGCGUUCUCUACCUGUGGACGAAGGAGGUCGGGCUCAGCAAUUUUGCGAAACUCUACUUCGUCCCUUACCUUCUGGCAAAUCACUGGAUCGUCAUGUUGACUUACCUCCACCAUUCGGACCCUUCCAUCCCCCAUUAUCGUAACAAGCAGUGGUCUUUCCUCCGCGGUGCGAUCUCCACUGUCGACAGACCCCUGCUCGGUUGGGCUGGCCGUUUCUUCCUGCACAACGUCUCGCAUGACCACGUCGCCCACCACCUUUUCUCUUCCAUUCCCUUCUAUAACCAACCUCAGGUUACCGAAGCCAUAAAGAAGGUCCUCAAGGACGACCACAACUAUGAUUCAACCAACACCUUCCGGGCGCUCUACCGCACAUUCACGCAAUGCUGCUUCAUUGAAGACGAUGGCGACAUUGUGUUCUACAAGAACAAAGAUGGAAAGGCGUCGCGUGUCCUCGCUCCUGAGGCCUUGGAUUCUCCUCCGAAGAAGCUUGUUUGA